UGCGCUUCUUGAGAGGUUGUUUGGUUGGUUUUAGCUGAAGUUAGUGUUCUCCGUCUGGUCACCUAAAUUUGUCAACAGUGGACGAGUGCCCAUGGGCUAACAAGAGAAAUGCCACGGAAAAAGAAAAGUGGGCAGAGUCCCGCCCGAGUGCCCGGACUGGCAGCUGACCGCGGAGGCAGUCUGAAUAAUGUCGGGUCCAUGACUGACCGAAAUAUGGCACGAAAUGAAACAAAAAACGGCGAUAAUUGGGGAGCUGGCACGCCGCUGACUGCAAAGUCAAGUGAUUCUUCUGGGAAAGAAGAAAUCGUGAACAAGAUGCGGGAAAUGUUCUCUCACUUGGAUCCCGAAGUUAUUUACCUUGUGCUGGCCGAGUGCGAUUUCCGAGUGGAGAAUGCAAUGGACUCCCUGCUGGAGCUAUCUGUAGCGGCUGAGGGAGCCGCCCCACUGCCUGCUCCCGUUUCAGGGUUCGAGUUAGCGGCUUCCCUGCUGUAUCCCAAACCCCAGCAGGGCAGCACUUCCGCGGCGGCUAACGGUCCACACGUGUUCCAGGAAAAGGGGGAGGACCGGGAGGACCAGGAUGCGAUCGGGACACACCUGACGGCAGAAUUCGACACACUCAUCGACAGAGAGCUGGAGACGCUGGAGACGCGCCCCCCGCCGUUCGGUGACCCCUUCUCCUCCGUCCCGCCUCUGGGGGAGCAGCGGGCGGCUCGCGAGGCUCUUCCUGAGCUGCUGCAGUCCAGCGUGGAGCAGAGCCCCAGGUCCGGGCGGGAGCAGCAGGCUCAUCCUGAUGGGGCCUGGGGGACCGUGCCACGGGACGGCUCCGGCACCCAGUCCCCUGUCAGUGGGCUGAGCUUCAUCGGGUCCGGUUUCCACCCAGAGCAGGCGGGGCUGCUGGAUUUUAGCCACCUGACAGCUGAGUCUUCCACAGGGACGAAGCCUGCUCUGGGGCUGGGGAACAGCGGCCGCCCCUCUGCUUUCCAGGCUUAUAAGAAGAGCCCCGGUUCCGUCCCCAGCGCAUCUGUGGGCGGCCGAGUCGCGGUGAGCAGCCGUGAGGAGGUGGCAGUGCCCGAGGCACGGGGCACCUCGGCCAGGGGUCAGAGUGCAGAGGCGAAGGACACUCUACCGGCCCCAUCAACAUUCUGGAACAUCCAGGCCUCAGAGUUCCAGCCUCCCCAGCCGGCUUUUAUCACCCCCGUAGCGCUGAACCCUACAGUUUGGAACUCGCAGCCAGUGGCACACUGGUUUGGUCAUGGUCCCAUGCAGCAAGCACCCCUGAAACCCGCAGCCACCAUUCCUAAAUCCUGGGCCCUACCGGCAGCACCCAGAUCCCCAUCUCAGUCCAGGAGCGCCCGUUUGGAGGGACGGGUGUUGGUGCUGCUGAGGGGGGCCCCAGGAUCAGGCAAAUCCACUUUGGCCAGGAGUAUCUUAGGACAGAAUCCCGGGGGUGUGGUGUUAAGCUCAGAUGACUUCUUCAGUCGUGGCGGACAUUACUGUUACAACCCGUCUCUACUGGGAGAUGCGCACGAGUGGAAUCAAAACCGAGCCAAGGAGGCUUUUGAGAAGGGCGUGUCUCCCAUCAUCAUAGACAACACCCACAUGCAAGGCUGGGAAAUGAAGCCGUACGUGGCUAUGGCUAAAGAACACAAGUACAAUGUGAUAUUUCGUGAACCGGACACCUGGUGGAAAUUCAAACCCAGGGAGCUGGAAAGACGCACCAAGCAUGGGGUGCCGAAGGAGAAGAUCAGGCGCAUGCUGGAGCGCUACGAGCGCCAUGUCUCAGUAGACACUGUCCUGUGUUCGUUCCACAAGCGGCCGGAGCUGAGCGACAGUGGCCUGACCCAGCCCCCACCAGAGGCCAGCCUAUCACAGCCGUCGCCGUCCGAGGCGAAGCCAGAUCUGGUGGAGGACCCCCACUUGAGCCUGGGCUCUUCUAAGGCCCAUACCCAGCUCUUCUCUUCCCUGCCUGACGUGUCUUCGGUGGGGAGGGGCUCGGCCAGAGAGGAAGGCCUGGACACUGACAGUAGCAGGAGCAACAGCAGGACUGGCAGCCGCCAUGGGUCCAGUGCGUCUCUGUCCGUACCAGGACAGAGUGUACAAACUGAUGCGCCGCCAGAGCCAGACCUGAAUGAAGCCGAGCUGCUGGAUGCCAGCGCUUUGGACUGGGAGCUGGACACACGUUCAGCUGCUGAAGAUGAGGGUCGGACUCUGGACGGCGAGAGAGCGGCAGAAUUCAGCUGGGAGGAGCGUCUGAGCGAACAACCCGUGGCCUUCUCAGAGUCCAUCGGCCAGCGGGUGAGGCGGGACAGAACCCGCACCAGGCAGGCUGACACCAGGAACGGAGAUGGGGCCGGGCGGUCAGAGGGUAACGAUGCCGUCCCGAGAAACGCCGGUCUGGAGGAGGGAGAAAGGGCAGGUGGCGGUGUUCGUGUGGCAGGCAGUGACUGUGUGAGGCCAGAGCUGUUGGAAUUUUUGGGGGACUGGCCCACAGAGGGGCUGGAGCAGCGGGGGCAGAGGUUGAGAGAGGGGAGGGGGAAGGGGAGGCAGCAGGAGGGGAAGGCCGCAGCAGAACAGGACGGAAGCCACAGUUCCGAAAUGGAGGAAGGCAGCAGCGACAACCAAGAAAAGACAGAGUUUCAGAAGUUACUGGAUCUGUUACAAGUUGGCACCAGCUCCUCACAGAAACCAGCAACCUUUUCUGUGGGCUCUGGUGUGGCAUCGCCUGCGGAUUCCGCAGUACAGUCCAGCUCAGAAGACCUGAGUCAAGAGGCUGGAUCUGUUUACAGGGGAACCAAGAGUCCCUCUCUGUCUGGUGGGGAGGGGGUGGAUCAGAAGACAGGGAGGGACACCAGACCAGAGCUGCUGGACUUUGUGGCUGACUGGACAUCUUCUGGUACUACACCCGUGAAGGAUACUCCACUGAGCCCAGAUGUGGAGGCCCUGAUGACAGCAUCCAAUGCCAGGGAACAGGAGGAUGACAAGCUGCUAAUAGGCAGGGAAACCAUCCUCUUCACCCCUGACACAAUCACAGAACACCAAAGUGGAGGUUUUGAAGGGUCGAGAGGCUCCUCUGGGACCAGGAACGACCCAGGGACCACCUCUCAGAAGUCAGAGACUCCUGGGGCCAUGGGUGGGGUGGAGGCGGAAGGAGGCCCCGUGACCACCGUUUCGGGGGGCAGCCAGGAGCGCAGGACGAGGCACAACCGGCGAUCGGGGAAGCAGUGCAAGCUGGCGCUCACCUUCACCAACAACAGCCCCACCUCGCCCAGGCUGCAGCCGGAGUCCCCGCAGGCCUCCCCGCGUCUCAGCCUCCCCCCCGCGGGGCGGCCCGCGCCUCAGCGCAGAGCCGGCGCCUGCACCUCCACGCAGACCGACCCGCAGGACUUCGCCCUGCUCUGGAGGAUGGAUCGGCGGCAGCAGACCCGGGCCGAUGCCGAGCGCGCGGAGGUGAGGGUGCUCAGCGCGGACUGCGCCCGCUUCCAGCCCAAGCCGACCGAGCCGGUGGAGCCCGGCAGCCCCCGUGAGGUGCCGUACCGGGUGCUGCACGACAAGGGCACCCAGGUGGAGGAGCAGGAGCUGGGGAGCGGCCUCGCCAGCAAGUCCCAGGACCUGCAGAUCCUCAGCCGCCACUUCAAGCUGGUGUCCUUCGACACGCUGGAGGACCUGUACGACAUGUGCCACCAGGACAUGCAGUGGACCACCAACCUGCUGCUGGACUCCGGAGAGCAGCUGUUCAAGGACGACGAUGACAACGAGGAAGAGCUAGCACCAGCAGGCCAGGACGGUCUUACCCGAGAGAGCGGACCUUAUCCCGGUGUGCCAAUGGAUUUACCCAAUGCCCACAGGGAAACAGAGGGUUUUGUUCUUCUCGAUAUGGAGCAGUCAGAAGCUCUUGGCCAGUAUGUGGGAACCGAGGCAAGCUCUGGGGAUCUGGAGGCGCACCCUAACAGCGAGCGGGGCUGCAGUGCUGGGGAGCAUCAGGUGACCACCCAGGAGGGCGUGGCCAGGGAGGAGGACAGCAGUGCAGCUGAGGAACUUCCCCAAGCAGCAGCGGAAAGCUCUGUGAAUGACCUCCGCGCACCAGGAGAGCUCUCUACAGGUCAGCCCAGGGGAGAAGGAGGUACCUCCCCACCGCUGUGGGACUCCAACGAACCAGAGGCUCCUGGGGAAACGGAAAGGAGACCGGAGACUGAGAUGGCACCGCCCCCAGCCCUGGAUUCAGACCAGCCCACAUCCACAGCACCAUUGCAGAGGGUAGGACAGGAAGGAGAGCAAAGCGAGGGGGCAGCUGACCUCCUCUCUGAGGAUGAUGUCACGAGGUCUCUGCUGGUUCAGCUGGAGGAGAUGAACAAGCGGGAGAGGGAGGAGGCGCAGAGGGAGAGGGGCAGAGAGAGGGUGAGAGCCAGCCAGGCCAAGGGGGGCCGAUCACCCCUGAAGAUCCAGUCUUUGGAACUGAAGCUGCCCACUGAACUGGCCUUUCAGCUCACCGAGCUCUUUGGACCCGUAGGCAUUGAUCCAGGUGCGUUGUCCACAGAGGACUGCUCAGUGCAGAUUGACCUGAACCUCGCCAGGCUCCUGCACCAGAAAUGGAAAGAAACCAUUAAGGAGCGGCAGAGGCUGGAAGUGCUCUCAUACCACCUGCUCCAAGAAAGCUCUGUCCACUGGGGAGAAUCUCAGACGACCAAGCCAGCGGCCAAAGAAGGAGCUCCACAUUUCCUGAUCGGUACAGACGGCUUGGCAUCUCUCAGCCAGUUGGAGGUGUCUGAGAGCUUCCCCUUCAUGGAUCACUGGAACGUGCCCCAGUACCACGUCUCUCUGCGGGAUAUCAUGAUGGAGGAGGAGGCCCUACAGGAACACCUGGAGAAGUCCAGAGUGGGCAGUGUGGACGGGGCUGGGAAGGACGGCGCCACCCUGCUGAAGGAGAAGCAACUGUACAGCUUGUACCCCACCAUCGACCGCCACUUCCUCAGCGACAUCUUCAAGGAUCACAACUACUCCCUGGAGCAGACGAAGCAGUACCUGAAAUCCCUCCUGGACGAGGGGCCGGUCCGGACGGUGGUGGCCCAAGACACGGCCCAGCGCAGUGACGCCCAGAGGGCGAACAGCAACGAGCGGCGGCACAAGGGCAAGGAGUCUCCCUCCACACAGAGACGGAAGGGCAAAGAGUCUCCCUCAACGCAGAGGCGCAGGAGCAAAGAGCGAGGGCCGGGCGGGGGAGAGUUCCAGGACACCGAGGACCCGGAGUACGAGGAUUUCCGGACCGAGGCGGUCCUGCAGAGGCGGAAGCAGCAGGAGAGCUUCAGUAAGGCCGCAGAGGCUUACCGACAAGGCAGGAAGGAUGUGGCCAGCUUCUACGCGCAACAGGGUCACCUCCACGGGCAGAAGAUGAAGGAGGCCAAUCACCGCGCGGCCGUGCAGAUCUUCGAGCGCGUCAACGCCUCGCUGCUGCCGCAGAACGUUCUGGACCUCCACGGCCUGCACGUGGACGAAGCCCUGUACCACCUGCAGCGGGUCCUGGAGGAGAAGACUGCGGAGUGGCAGCAGGGUGGGUGCAGACCUCAACUGUCAGUCAUCACCGGAAGGGGGAACCACAGCCAGGGGGGCGUGGCCCGCAUCCGGCCCGCCGUCAUCGACUACCUCACCAGCCACAACUACAGGUUCACUGAACCGAAGCUCGGCCUGGUGCUGGUCACACUGCACUGAGCCCACCAGCACUACAGGGCCGGAUCACAGCACCCACUGUCAACAUGUCUC
Molecule: messenger RNA, 5754 nt
Organism: Megalops cyprinoides (Indo-Pacific tarpon)
Lineage: Eukaryota; Metazoa; Chordata; Actinopteri; Elopiformes; Megalopidae
Gene: n4bp2
Product: NEDD4 binding protein 2
Exons: 16
Coding region: 109-5703 (1864 amino acids)
Molecular function (GO): ubiquitin binding
Source: RefSeq, a predicted model, not a curated record